GAUAGUAUAUCGAUGCAAAGCAUCAUCUCUACGAACAGCUGUAGUUUUGUUUGCAACUGCGGUUUUUUAAGAAUUUAGUAAAUAUUUUAUUUACCAGCAAUACCUUAAAUGGGGAUCAAUUGUAUGUAAAAAAAAGAACCUAAGAUCACAAUGGCCGAAUCCACGAUGUGUUUACUCUGCAUGUGUGAGUAUCCAUCGACGUUUGUGGAGCUUAUUGGUGUACACACAGCGAGAGGCAGCCAGCUGGAGGUAGCCAGGAUAAUAAGUAAACACUUUCCACUGCAAGUGACAGAAAGCAGUCUGGACCGGGUGUGCGGACGAUGUUGGAAAACAGUUUCGGAGUUUCACACACUGCACGAGUUUGUAAGCCAAGCACAGAGCUCGUUGCAGGAAACAAAGGCCCUAUUGAUGGAGGAUGAUCCGCUUACGCAGAACAACUUCAUCGAGGCCCCCAAAUUAGGUGCCGAAGAUGAAGUCAGACCGCAGGAUCAGCCAGAGCUCGGCUGCGGGAGAAACUUCUUCUAUCCCGAGGUUAAAAUAGAAGAGCAUGAGCUGGACCACUUGCCUAGGAUUGAGAUCCUCGAAGCGACAGCGAGCACACAGCCUAUCCAAGAGGAAUCCACAACCACGGCGACGAGGCGCUUGAGAAAACGCGUUAAAGCCGAGGAUGAAGCAUUUAUUGAUAACGAAGAUGGAGCUGUUGAGCCGGCACCAGCCGAGCAAAAAAAACGACGUGGCCGCCCACGGAAAGUGGAAGCCCCCAUUGAAUCCACUGCCAAGUCCGAAGAGGAUGUAUCACUGAAUCUUAAAUCAGAAGAGGAGGAAUCGGAGUUUAUCGACGAUGAUCCAGAUUUUUCCUGCAACAUCGACGAAGGUCUUGCGACCAGCGACCACAGUUUCGAGGACAAUUCGGGAGGUAGUGAGGAAGACACCGACUCGGACUUUGAGUUGGGAAAUAAUGAUAAGCUGGAGUUUGCCGUUGUACCCAAGAGAACUGUGGUGCGGCCCAAAAAGUACAAAAAAAGAACGAAGCCAACGGAGCCGAAGGUGCGCAUGUCUCGCGAGCUACUGGAACAGCGCAAGAAGCAGCAGGAGGAGUACGACAUCAUCAUUGGCAAGUUCUUCAACAGCGUGCUGGCGUGUCCGAUCUGUAAUCUGUCGGUGCACAACUUUACGGACAUGCAGCGACACCACCGUCUCACCCACCAGGUUGAUCCCGGCUACGUUAUGUGCUGUGGCCGCAAAUUUAGCCAACGCAAAGUGCUCGCGGAACAUGUGCAGGUCCACUGGAACCCGGACCACUUUAAGUGCACAAUCUGCGAAAAGUCAUUCCAGAACUCACGGCACCUGGAGUCGCAUCAACAGGUCCACCUGGAUCCGGCCAUCAAGCUGACGUUUGAGUGCGACCUCUGCUCUAAGGUCUUCCUCAGCAAGACAGCCAUCGACUAUCACAAGCUCAACAAGCAUGUCCCGAAGUCCGAAUUCAAAUUUACGUGUACCGAUUGUAACAAAAAAUUCCUUACCGAGCGAAAACUCAAGAACCAUAUGAGCUCCAUGCACGAUCCAGAAAGCACCAUCAUCUGCGACAAGUGCGGCAAGCAGAUGCGCACAAAAAUCAUACUCAAGAAGCACCAGGAGCUCAUGCACUCGGAUAAGCCGCGGCCAGAGCCGGAGCUGAAGCAAUGCCAGAUCUGCGGUGCCUGGCUCAAGGGCAUGACUGGCCUGAAGCAGCACAUGAAGAGCAUUCAUGUGGAGAGCGCCGGCGAGCACCGGUGCCACAUCUGCUCUAAGGUCUCGCCCAAUGCUCGUGCGCUUCGUCGUCACAUCUAUCACAAUCACGAGUGCGAACGCAAAUUCAAAUGCACCAUGUGCGAGAAAGCCUUUAAGCGUCCGCAAGAACUGAAGGAACACACGUCCACGCACACGGGCGAGGUACUCUACACCUGCCCGAACUGUCCAAUGACGUUCUUCUGCAGCGCCAACAUGUACAAGCAUCGCCAACGGCUGCACCGAGCCCAGUACGAGGCGGACAAAAACCAGCCGAAGCCGCCGAAUAUUCUCAAAAUAUCACGAAAUGCCUCUUCGCAGAGCAAGACCAAACAGGAGAUUUGAAUGGAAAUUUAUGCAUGAAAUUAAAGGAAAUAUUUUCUUGGAGCAUUCGGAUGGGGUAGCAAUGCUGCAGAUCCCACACAACGGUAUCGUAACCGGUCAAAGUGUGUGUCGGGUUCUUGAGCAAACGGAAUGGAACCCAACCCGACAGCCAGCUGUAUAAGCUAAAACCUAACCUAAGUUAAAAGGAUCGUAAAGAAUAAUAAACAGAGCAAACUGUAGAGACUCUGUAGACCGAUGCAA
Molecule: messenger RNA, 2352 nt
Organism: Drosophila subobscura
Lineage: Eukaryota; Metazoa; Arthropoda; Insecta; Diptera; Drosophilidae
Product: zinc finger and SCAN domain-containing protein 12
Exons: 4
Coding region: 151-2112 (653 amino acids)
Biological process (GO): regulation of transcription by RNA polymerase II
Cellular component (GO): nucleus
Molecular function (GO): DNA-binding transcription factor activity, RNA polymerase II-specific; zinc ion binding; sequence-specific DNA binding
Source: RefSeq, a predicted model, not a curated record